Microcebus murinus (gray mouse lemur) is the source of this 3245-nucleotide messenger RNA. It is a transcript of the gene CLEC1B, whose product is annotated as C-type lectin domain family 1 member B. Gene Ontology annotation, molecular function: transmembrane signaling receptor activity. The record is from RefSeq and is a predicted model, not a curated record. Lineage: Eukaryota; Metazoa; Chordata; Mammalia; Primates; Cheirogaleidae. Gene Ontology annotation, biological process: signal transduction; platelet formation. Gene Ontology annotation, cellular component: plasma membrane.
CUGAGCAGCUAUAAAAGGGCUUCCUGGAAAACAAAAACCAAAAAUAACAUGUGUCCCAACUCACAUGGUUCUAUCCUACCAGAGCGAGGAAGAUCACACACUGGCACAUACUGAAACUGCAAGAGUGGACACGACAUUCUGAAAAGUCGUUGAACCCUGAGCUCUCUUGCAGUACAAAGGAAGCCAUGCAGGAUGAAGACGGAUACGUCACCUUAAAUGUUAAAACUCGAAAGCCAGCUCUCACCUCAGUUGAGCCUGCUCCCUCCCCCUGCUGGCGUGUGGUGGCUUUGAUUCUGCUGGUCUUGUGCAUGGGGAUGGUCGUUGGCAUGGUGGCUCUGGGGAUUACGUCUGUCACGCAACAAAAUUACCUACAAGCUCAGAAUGAAAAUCUGUCAGGAACUCUACAACAAUUAGCAAAGCAUGUCUGCCAAAAUCUAUUGAAGCAAUUGGAAAAAGAGGGCACUUUCAGCCAUAAAUGCAGCCCCUGUGACACAAACUGGAGAUAUCAUGGAGACAGUUGCUACGGAUUCUUCAGGCGCAACCUGACGUGGGAAGAGAGUAAGCAGUACUGCGCUGACGUGAAUGCUACUCUCCUGAAGAUUCCCAACUGGAACAUUCUGCAAUACCUCAAAGCCAGGACUAGUUUAAUUCGUUGGAUUGGAUUAUCCCGCCAGAACUCUCAUGGCGCCUGGAUGUGGGAAGAUGGCUCAGUUCUCUCCAAAAAUAUGUUUGAACUUUCUGGAGAUGGAAAAGAAAAUAUGAAUUGCGCUUAUUUUCAUAAUGGGAAGAUAUACCCUACUUUCUGUAAGAACAAACUUUAUUUAAUGUGUGAGAGGAAGGCUGGCAUGGCAAAACUCGAUCAACUACUUUAAUGCAAAGAAAUGGACGUGACAUCACAGACAAGUGCUUGACUAUACAAUAAAAGAUCUAGAUGGAGAAGUCCCUAGCCAGAAAAUUGCUUUUUCACCCCUUCUUCUCUUUGGAAUCAUUUUUUAUAUUAACUUUACUAGCAAAACCACUUACCUAGUCCCUUCUUUGAACAUCCAGAAACCAAUAUGCAAGUUCAUAUUUUGCUUCCAAUUACUCUAUUUUCCAUUAAUUUUCUUUCUUCUUGUCUUUUGUUCCUAAUUAUAGAAACAUAGAAUGAUUCAUUGCAUCUUCUGAUAUACACAUAUAAAAUUAAAAUCAGUUACAGUUCAGUUUUAUAUAAAAAAAAAUUAAAAAAUAAAAUUAAAAUCAGGGCAAGAAAAGUUAGGGCUUAAUUAAGUUGUGCAAAAUAUCUAAGCUUAAAAUCUAUGUAAAAUAUCUAAGUUUAAAAGACAGAAUAAGAUAAUAAUAAGAAUACUAAACUUGGAAUCAGUAGAAUAAUUUAGACAAUGUGGUCACUUAAUUGAAGUACCAGCAUGAGCCGGUCAUGUAGCCUCUUUAACUUCCAUUUUCUCAUAUUUAAAAUAGGAUAAUAACAUUCACCUUUUAUACCUUACACUUCUACAACUGAAAAUAAAACUGUGGCGUGUUAACUAUGCUAGAGACUCCAUGGAAGCAGAUACAUGACUUCUCUAUUUACUAUUCUGUGGCCAGCUGCAAGCACGGUUCCUGGCUCACAGGAAACAGAGAAAUGUUUGCUUCUCAUUACAUGAGAUAGUUCAUUAGAAAUAUCUAAUUCAGUAUAACACUACACAAAUACAAUUACUAUUUUCAAGUGCACCUCUAGUGAGACUCAACAGCAGUAAUUUUCUGUGCAAAUGAAAGAAAAUUAAGUUCUCAAGGAAUCUCAUGGGGUUUGUAAAAUCAAUAAAUGCUUCCUAACAGGGCUAGCAGAGAGGACAAUAAAUAAAAGUGCUUUAUCUAGUUCUUUUCCUAACAGCCCUAUGUUUGGUUUCACUGAGUAACUCAGGAUGUAUUUAUAGAAUACAUGGAGAAGCACCCUUUGACAGGAUCCCAGGAAAAAAAUUGCAUUUCUUUCCUACAGCUUCCCUUCUUCAACUACUGUGAAUAUAAUUUAUAAACAUGAUUGGCAAACACCUCAGCUGAGGAGUCUGUUAAAACACAGAGAUGUCCAAACACAAAGACUGAUGGCACUUGGUCAGAAGGCUUAAGAGACACAGAGACCUGUGUUUUUAACAAACACCUUCACAUCAUUCUGAUACAAGUACUCUAACACAUUUCGAGAAACAUUACUUUAUGCCUUACUCUCUAUGCGGCUCUGGGUAAGUAAUUAAGUCUCUUUAAAACUCAGCUUUUUCGUCUAUGAAAUGAGUUUGAUAUCAGUACCUUACUCAUAAGGUGAUUAUGAGGAUCAUUUCAUACAGUUACACAAAGUAGUGCUCAGAGUACUAAGCAUGUAAUAAAUACUAAAUAAAUGUGCUGCUUUUAUAUCUUGUGUGCUAACACCCAAAGGCACUUGAAUCUUUACCUUGUUUUAGACUAUCAAUAAAUAAGCAGACUUCGAAGGCUGAAGAAAAAUAACAGAAAUACCUCAGAUUUUGUUUACUAUUUCAAAUGUCCAGAGAUCUUGGAUUUAGGGUGAUGGUGUCAUUAUUUUCUUAUUUUUAAUUGUUUAUUUAGAGAAACCGAAUAGGAGCUGAUAAUUCAGAAAACUAUCUAAAGAUGACCCAUAUCUCUGGACUUUAUUGUUUCAUCUCCCCCAAAUGGAAAAGCAUAUAUUCAUGCAUCACCGUGGCACACAUAGACUUAGAAGAACAAUGUCUGAGUGCAUGGCAAAAACACAAUUAAAAAGUGAAAAUGAUUCAAACUGUGCCUACAAAGAUUCUUUAUUCUGGCGCUCAUAUCUAAAGCAUCUGACACACGAAAUCAGAAUAACACAGAUGUUAAUAGCGCACAUUCUGUGAUCAGACAACCUAGUAUCAGAAUUAUCUUUUUAAGAGAUGAGGUCUCACUAUGUUGCCCAGGCUGUUCCUUGAACUUCUGGGCUAAAGCAAUCCUUCUGCCUCAGCCUGAGAUUAUAAGCAUAUUACCACUAUACCCCACCAGACAGACCACUUAUUUUCAAAUAAUAAGUCAGUCUUCCACCUACUAUCUAAGUGAAUGUCAGCAAAAUCUGAAUUCUCUGUGCCUCAAUUUACAAUUAUGUUGCAGGUAUACCUCAAAGACAUUGUAGGUUCCAGACAUGCCAAUAAAGGAAAUAUUGCAGUAAAGUGAAUCACACUAAUUUUUUGGUUCUCCAGUGCAUAUUAAAGUUAUGUUUACACUAUGCUGUAGUCUAUUAAGUGUGAAAUAACAUU